Messenger RNA from Cololabis saira (Pacific saury), 1798 nucleotides. It is a transcript of the gene plpp3, whose product is annotated as phospholipid phosphatase 3. The transcript has 7 exons. Gene Ontology annotation, biological process: canonical Wnt signaling pathway; phospholipid metabolic process; phospholipid dephosphorylation. Lineage: Eukaryota; Metazoa; Chordata; Actinopteri; Beloniformes; Belonidae. The record is from RefSeq and is a predicted model, not a curated record. The coding region runs from base 450 to 1391 and encodes 313 amino acids. Gene Ontology annotation, molecular function: phosphatidate phosphatase activity.
UGACGAGCCACUAACGGAGGGAAGAGGAGGGCCAAAGCUGCUGGGGGAACUUGAAGACAGCUGGGGGAGGAGGAGGAGAAGAAGGAUCGAUAUAACAAGAGCGGCUGUCGAUGCGCAGCGCAAUUCUCACUCACUCCAAGUGUUUGAACCGGUAAAGGGGAGCGGGCUUUCCAUUCAUUUACGUCCGCUGGCAACUUUUCUUACGCGAGUCCGUGGCGCAGGUCCAUUCAGCGUAACUAACUUUUUUUUUUUCUCCUAAAGUUGUUAUUUUUUAUUUUUAUUUUAUUGUUUCUUGCCAAGCGAGACAUCGGCAGAUAAACUCCGCAACUUUUUGGAAAGCUUGUUCCCUGUUGAAUUGCAUGACAACUCUUUGAAGGACUUUUAGGGCUGACAGUUUCUUCACCUACAGCGUGGUGUGGAAUUUUGAGCUCAAUAGGUGAGCUUCUCCAAUGCAAAAGUACAUGUAUGAGAAAGCAAUGGCUCAAGAGACAAGGAACGGAGGAACUUCAACGUUAAACAACAACAAUGGUGUUGAGAACACCAAGAAGAAACUGCUCAUAGCGCUCGACGUCUUCUGUCUCCUUCUUGCUAGCCUGCCUUUCCUGAUCAUUGAGACUAGCACCAUAAAGCCGUACCAGCGCGGGUUUUACUGUUCGGACGAGUCCAUCCGCUACCCCAAAAAAGAUGGAGACACCAUUAGUGAUGCCGUGCUUUGCGGUGCUGGCAUACUUAUUGUCAGCUUCUCUAUCGUGAUCGGAGAGUGCUACAGGAUUCAUCAGCUACAUGUGGGAACCAAAUCAUUUGUUGGGAAUCCUUACGUCGCAGCUCUCUACAAACAGAUAGGCGUGUUCCUCUUCGGCUGUGCCGUCAGCCAGUCGUUUACAGACAUCGCCAAGGUGUCGGUGGGUCGGAUGAGACCCCACUUCCUAGAUGUCUGUAAACCAGAUUUCUCCACCAUCAACUGCUCAGUGGGAUACAUCACCGACUAUACCUGCACUGGUUUGGACAGUGAAGUACAAGAGGCCAGGAAAUCCUUCUUCUCAGGACAUGCCUCUUUCUCCCUGUACACCAUGCUCUACCUUGCCUUCUACAUCCAGUCCAGGUUCACCUGGCGCGGCGCUCGUCUCCUCCGCCCACUGCUCCAGUUCACCUUGUUGAUGAUGGCCUUCUACACCGGCUUGUCGCGCGUCUCCGACCACAAGCACCACCCCACCGACGUGCUGGCGGGCUUCGUGCAGGGCGCCCUGGUGGCCUACUGCAUAGUCUUCUACGUGUCCGACCUCUUCAAGCCCCGAGUGAAGGCGGUGACGCCCCCGCCCUCCCCGAUCAAGAAGGAGCUUCUCCCUUCAUCCGACAUCAUUGAGAGGAACAACCACCACAACAUGGUGUGAGGGACGCCUCGCGCCGCCCCCCCCCCUCCCUUCCCGUGCCUGAGGAGCCCAACACAGCGCUGCUCACCUCCCAUCGGACAGUAGAAUGUAGCGACAAGAGACGGUAGCUGCGUCCUAGACGGCAUCCUCCUCCCUCUCGCGGUGCCCGCCGGGGCGCUUUGUGGACUAGGGUGUCAGAUUUGAGAUUUGCACAGCAGAGUCCACCCACACUAUCCAGACGUAUUAUCUACUAUAACUUUUACCUACUUAUCAGCAUUUGAGAAUAUCCUUUUGAGCACAAACGAAAAAAAAAAAAAAGCAUCGACAAAAUUAAUGAAGGGAUCGACAACUCGACAGGCAGAGCUGAAGGCGUGGAGGCGGGAUGGAAGGUUAAUCAUAUGAAGGGAGAACACUUGUGAAGAAAAACA